Molecule: messenger RNA, 1923 nt
Organism: Fonsecaea erecta
Lineage: Eukaryota; Fungi; Ascomycota; Eurotiomycetes; Chaetothyriales; Herpotrichiellaceae
Exons: 5
Coding region: 1-1923 (640 amino acids)
Biological process (GO): cellular response to iron ion starvation; reductive iron assimilation
Cellular component (GO): high-affinity iron permease complex
Molecular function (GO): copper ion binding; ferroxidase activity
Source: RefSeq, a predicted model, not a curated record
AUGGCCGUAUUAUCAUGGUCUGUGAGCGCCCUCACCCUCGCCCUCUCGCUGUGCCUCCCGCAGACCGCAUCAGCUCGCACCGUGACCUAUGACUUCAACAUCUCGUGGGUGCUUGCCAACCCCGAUGGCUUCGGCCGGCCGACUAUCGGUGUGAAUGGCCAGUGGCCGCCCCCCACCAUCGCCGCCGACCUGGGCGACACGGUGGUCGUCAAUGUGGUUAAUUCGCUCGGCAACCAGUCCACGGCAUUGCACUUCCACGGCCUGUUUAUGAAUGGGACUACUGAGUUAGACGGGCCUGCCCAAGUCAACCAGUGUCCCAUUGCCCCGGGGUCGUCGUUUGUGUAUCAGUUCAAGGCUUCCCAGCCAGGCCUCUACUGGUACCAUUCGCACGUCCAGGGCCAGUAUCCCGACGGACUGCGUGCACCGCUGCUCAUCCGUGACCCGAACCACCCCUACCGUGGCCAGUAUGACGACGAGGUGCUGCUGUCCGUCUCGGACUGGUACCAUGACCAGAUGGCACACCUGGUCCCACAUUACCUGCACGGCGGGAGUAUGAUGUCGCAGGAACCUGUGCCGGACGCCAAUCUGUUGAACGACACGCAGGACAUGCGUAUCCCCGUCGUGCCCGACCGGACGUACUUGGUGCGCCUAGUCAACAUGGCUGCGUUCGCCGGCCAGUACUUUUGGGUCGAAGACCACUCAAUCCGCAUCGUCGAGGUCGACGGCGUCUACACCAAGCCCGCCGAGACGGACAUGAUAUUCCUCUCCUCGGGCCAGCGAUGCAGCUUCCUCGUGACAACUCAGUCGGGUCGGGACAGGAACUAUCCCCUGGUUGCUUCCAUGAACCCGAGCUUGUCCAAGAUACGCAAUAGUGCAAGCCAGAACGUGACAGGUUGGCUAGUCUACGCGCCCGACCAACCGCUGCCACAGCCUCAGGUGCUUGAUAACUUCGAUCCACUCGACGAUACGACAUUGGAGCCAUACGAUGAGAUGCCGUUGCUCCCUCCACCGGGCCAGAGUAUCGUCCUCAGCCUGGGAAUGUCGCACGCUGGUGGCAUCAAAUGGUUCUUCAACACGACAAGAUAUUCUGCCCCCGAGAUCCCGUCGCUCUACACUGCCUUGUCCAGUGGUCCAAACGCAACCAACCACUCCAUCUACGGCGUCUCCACCAACCCUUUCGUCCUGCAGCACAACGCGGUCGUCGAGAUCAUUGUUUACAACCACCAUAUGGUGCGCCACCCUUUCCACCUGCACGGCCACAAUUUCCAGGCGGUCUACCGCUCCCCGAAGAAGGCGGGCAGCUUUUUCGACAGCGGCCUUGUCGAAGCCGACUUCCCGCGGAUGCCCAUGCGGCGGGACACCCUCUUGCUGGAGAACGGUGGCUUCAUGGUCCUGAGGUUCCGGGCUGACAAUCCGGGCGUCUGGCUGUUCCACUGCCACAUGGAGUGGCACGUCGAGACUGGCCUCGUCGCGACGUUGAUCGAGGCGCCGCUCGAGUUGCAGCAGCUGCACAAGGACCGCCCCUUGCCCCAGGGCUUGUGCGGCUCACCGGACAGCCAACAGCCUGAGCAGGAUGCCGCUGUGCUUGAAGAGGAACACAAACCGGCUUCGGAAUCCCAAGAAAGCAAAAACGCAAGCAGAAGCUCUAUGAUCUCCACGGCCGUGCUGCUAAUGGUGGUCUUCAUUGUCGCCAUGGCCGGGCUCGCUCUCGCCGUCCAACUCCGCAUCAGGAAGACGCACCGCGGAUCGAUCCAGCAAAGAUCCGCGGCACUGGAUGCCGAUUUCCAGAUCGAACAGCAGCACCUCCUCGAAAGCUCUACGAGCUGUGAAAGUAUGGAGGUAUUGCAAGAGGGCUCGCCCAACAGGCCUGCAAAGCCGCCCCUGGACCUGGAAGACAUAGAUUGUGGACGUAGAGGGCGGUGA